AUGGUGGACUUGUCAACAGCUUUGAUUCAUGGCGAUGAUAAAGAUAACAGGGUUACUGACGUGGCGCCCCCAAUUAAUGUCUCUACAACCUUCCGUUACGACGAUGACGACCUAAUUCCAUGGACAGAGCGUGAAAACUUGGACUUUAUGGAGAAGAAGCCCGUAUAUUCACGGCUAGCGCAUCCAAAUAGCACCAGAUUAGAGAGUAUCUUCUCAGAGAUCCUCGAUGGUUAUGCUGUCAUUUAUUCUUCAGGGUUAGCUGCGUUCUAUGCGGCAAUGGUACAUUACAACCCUAAGAAGAUCUUUAUCGGACAGAGCUACCAUGGUGUUCGAGCAAUUGCUAACAUAUUGACCCGUAAUUACGGCAUUGAGCAACACCCCUUGGAAGAUAUUGAAAAAUGUGCUUCUGAAGGUGACAUUGUCCAUCUGGAAUCUCCUGUAAACCCAUAUGGUACCUCUUCUGAUAUCGAGAGUUUGGCCCGCAGAGCUCAUGCAAAAGGCGCCCUGCUUAUAGUGGAUUCCACAUUCGCAUCUCCUCCAUUGCAAUACGCAUGGAAUUUCGGAGCCGAUAUUGUCCUAUACUCUGCUACUAAGUACUUUGGUGGUCAUUCUGACUUGUUAAGUGGCGUCCUUGUAGUCAAAGAGGAAGCAACUUCCCGACAACUAAAAGACGACAGAAUCUACUUGGGUACAAACGUGGCAAAUUUGGAAAGUUUCAUGUUGUUGCGAUCCCUGAGAACCUACGAAAUGAGAAUAACCAAACAAUCAGAAAAUGCUACGAAAUUAGUUAGAUUUUUGUCAGAUCACCAAUCUGAAUUUGACAAAGUAUUGAAGACGAUUUACCACUCUUCUUUACAAACAGAAGAGUUCGUUAAAAAGCAACUGGUAGGAGGAUAUGGUCCCGUUUUUGCUAUCACUUUGUACACCAAAGAGCAGUGUAAACAAUUACCCCUCAAGCUGAAAUAUUUCCAUCAUGCGACCUCACUGGGUGGAAUUGAAUCCCUUGUGGAAUGGAGAGCAAUGACUGACCCAUAUAUCGACCAAACUUUAAUAAGAGUAUCUGUGGGCUGUGAAUCCGCUAAUGAUUUGAUUAAGGAUUUGGCUUCGGCCUUGAAAGAAUUGCAGGAUGCAGCCUGA
Messenger RNA from Saccharomyces cerevisiae S288C, 1137 nucleotides. It is a transcript of the gene YHR112C, whose product is annotated as putative cystathionine beta-lyase. The coding region runs from base 1 to 1137 and encodes 378 amino acids. The record is from RefSeq and is marked reviewed. The transcript has a single exon. Gene Ontology annotation, biological process: transsulfuration. NCBI's taxonomy places the organism in Eukaryota, Fungi, Ascomycota, Saccharomycetes, Saccharomycetales, Saccharomycetaceae. Gene Ontology annotation, molecular function: pyridoxal phosphate binding.